Molecule: messenger RNA, 6187 nt
Organism: Aspergillus sclerotioniger CBS 115572
Lineage: Eukaryota; Fungi; Ascomycota; Eurotiomycetes; Eurotiales; Aspergillaceae
Product: putative ABC bile acid transporter
Exons: 8
Coding region: 146-6187 (2013 amino acids)
Biological process (GO): transmembrane transport
Cellular component (GO): membrane; fungal-type vacuole
Molecular function (GO): ATP binding; ABC-type peptide transporter activity; ATP hydrolysis activity
Source: RefSeq, a predicted model, not a curated record
CCAGGCCUCCUCCAUCUGCAUGUGCUUCUCGGACGGUUACCAACAACCGAGCUUCGCUCCUUUCUCUCCCCUCCCUGAGUUGGCUAUGCGCCAUCGGAAAUGCACCUUCACCUCACUCAAGCCGCAGCGUCUUUGAUGGGGCACCAUGGAAGAUCACACUCCGGACGCCAUGGUCAACCGUGAUGAGCCUGUCCCGGUCGUCUUCACCGGGAAGCAUGAUGGAGGGUCGAAAUCCGGGGUAUUGAAGAGAUCAGUGUCCAAGGCCGGUCGCUCUUUGCAAGAUAGGCUUUUCUCCAAGAUUCUGGAGCAAGUUAUGCCCGUGGAAGAUGUCGAUGCUGAAUCAGUGUCAACCGGCGACAAGCCAAUUUCCACGGACAACAAGAGGCCGGCGUUCAGCCUACCUCUGAUGGCCAACAAUUUCCGUCGAUUUAAUGCAAGGAUUGGCAUCGUUUUCCUGUUUCAGACCCGUGUCGAGCGUCUCCUCAGUUGGAAGCGGACCUCGCAUACCCUUUCUUUUCUCUUCAUUUAUUCUUUCAUAUGCCUGGAUCCCAAUCUACUUGUGAUAAUCCCUUUCGCCAUUCUCUUGUUCUUUGUCAUGGUACCUGCAUUCCUCGCACGCCACCCUCCACCCCCCUCGACAUCCACCUCCAGCAUCACUCCUUAUUAUUCAUAUCAGGGUCCGGCCCUUGCUCCUGCGAAAACCAUCAAGCCGGCUUCAGAGACAUCCAAGGACUUUUUUCGAAAUAUGAGAGACUUGCAAAAUUGCAUGGCAGACUUCUCCGAUGCACAUGAUGCGACAGUUUCUGCUUUUGCGCCCUUGACAAACUUCUCGAAUGAAAAGCUUUCUUCGGCAGUCUUUCUGACGUGCACCCUUGUGACUGCUCUGCUAUUCUUGACUGCUCAUCUUCUCCCCUGGCGAUAUAUUCUCCUCGUCAGUGGCAAUGCAGCUAUCUUGUCAUUGCACCCAAGCUUCCCUGACUUCGUUCAGAGUGUUGCAGAGGAUAUGCUAGACUCAACUGCGGAACAGGGUGCGGUAGGCGAUAAGAAAGAGCAGGGCUCGGUCGAUCUUGGCGGAGUGGUCAUACCUACUUCGCCCUCUGCAGCCGUGUCCCUAAUGGGGUCAUUGGCCAAUAUCUCAUUGGACUCUUACCCAGAGGAGCGGGAAGUUGAGGUAUUUGAGAUUCAGUAUCGCUCCCUUGCUCCGUAUUCCGAGUCACAAUGGGAGCAUUUUCUGUUUAGUCCUAUGCCCUACGAUCCACUCUCCCCGUCUCGCAUUGCGGGGGAUCGCCCGAAGGGCUGCCGAUUCUUCGAGGAUGUUCAGCCCCCCACCGGAUGGGCAUGGAAGGGUAAGAAGUGGGAGUUAGAUCUGGACUGCCGUGAGUGGGUUGUUGAACGUAUGAUAACGGGAGUUGGCUUUGAAGUCUCUGGGAGUUCGUCCGAGAGUGGCAUGGCCAGUGGGGAAAUCGGGGGCUGGGUUUGGGAUCUGCCUCCCCCCUCGUUCAGAGAUGAUGACGAGGUGGCUUCUACGUUGGGAUAUGAUGGCCCUGGUUCGACGCAUUCAUCCAGGAGAGAUGACCAAAGGACCAAGAAAAAAGGAAAAGAGAGGGUUUCACAGGACUAUGAAGAGAAGGUUCACACUGGAUCCAACGUGAUGGGAGAAUGGCGGAGAAGACGAUGGAUUCGAAUCGUGCAUCGAAUCAGCAUGCCGGCUGUCGAUAAGCAGGACCAACUAUCCCAGUGUCCGAGGGUACGCAUUCUCCAUUAUCGUCCUCCAAUGCCGGUCGAACAGGGAUAUGGCGCGGACUUUUCCUGCGAUUGGAUAUGGGACUCAAACAAGGCACGGUUGUCACCGUGUGGCAUGGGAUACCUUUCUGUGAUACCAGCAACCGUGAUCCUAAUUGCUGUGUUGAGCUAUGUAUCUCAUAGGAUAUUCAGAGAAAAAUAUCCCCAGUGGAUGAGACCCUUUAUUCUAGAACAACCGAUGGUUACCGACCUGCCGACUGACGGCGCGAAACAGCGGAUGGGCUGGGUGGUAACUCUGCUUGCCAUCUCUUUGGCCGGGUUCACAACCGAGCUUAUCAGAGUGGUGUUCAAUGGAUGGCCAUCUAAUCUCUCUCUUCUCAUAGCCUGGGCUGCCGCAACAUGUCUAGUCGCAAUAGCACGUCCGAGGUCAUGUUCCACCUCUUUCCUCGCCUUCUUCAUUAGCGUGCUAGCAGUAGAGAUCGCAUCUGUAACAGUUUAUGAUGCGCAUGGGUCGAUGCUCGCUACUCAUUAUGUAGCAGCCGUCAUUGCUUUGAUCGGUUGUGUCAUCAUCCUUACGAUGCCCUUUCGGGGUCCUUCACUUCCCUGCAUCGACAUCGGCGGCGUUGGUCAAGAGCCAUCCAGCAAAUUCCGCAGCCCAGAGGAUAAUCUGCGGCUUUGGCAGUUCCUUAGCGUGUCUUGGAUGGCCCCCUUGAUUUCCAUAGGCAGAAGCAGACAAUUGCAAGAGGAUGAUGUUUGGUUUUUAGGAUUCGAAUUCCAGCACCGCAGGUUACACGAGAAAUUCCGCAAAUUAAGGGGGUCUGUCAUUGGUCGAUUACUACAUGCCAAUGGGAUUGAUGUUCUGAUCAUUACCACUAUUGCCAUUGUGCAGAUGGUUUGCGACUUCUCAACACCUGCAAUGACUGAUGGUGGCUCAUCACAUCGUGUUGCCCUGAUUUAUGCUCUGCUGUCUCUGCUUCUCCGCCUGGUUGCUGCUCAGUCACAAGUAUUGAGCCUGUGGUAUGGGAGACGGAGCUAUGAGAGAAGUCGAGGUGAGAUGAUAAUGAUGGUGUAUGAGAAGGCCUUAUCAAGAAAGAACGUUUUCGACCAGCAAUUGGUUGACAAGGCCGAGGAGGAUGGGCUGCAGGAGGAAACCAGCCCUGAUACGGCUUCGGACCAAAAGCGGAGCAGGUGGUGGCCAUUUUCGAUUUUUCGGCGAGCACCACGCAAGAACAAGAUUAAGCAAACUGCUUCCAUGGGUAAGAUAUUCAAUCUCCUGCGCGGUGACGUCUAUGAGGUAGCCCAACGUUUUUGGGAGAUUGACACACUGGUUGAUAAGCCCUUGGGACUCGUCAUUGCUGUCGUGUUAGUCUGGAAGCUGCUUGGCCCAUCAUGCUUCCUGGGGAUCGUUGCCGUUAUAAUUGCCCAAGUGCUGAAUGCAUUUGUCACUCGCAUUCUUCUCGGAAAGGAACGAGCUCGCCGGGUGGCGACGGACAAUCGACUACAAAUCUCCUCUCAGUUCGUGGAGGCACUGCGUCACCUUCGAUGGUAUGGAUGGCAAAAUCACUGGCUGCGCCAGGUCAUGGACGCUAGGCAGUCUGAGCUAAAUCUUCGCAUCGUUACCAUGCUAUGGGGCAUUGUUAUUCGCUUCAUUAACACCUUUGCCAGCGGUCUCUUCCCAGUAGUGGCGCUAUAUGCGUAUACUCUUCUGGCGGGGAACCCACUACGUAUCGACAUCAUUUUCCCUGCUCUGCAGCUCUUCACUAUGCUCGAAACUCGCCUGAGGGAUAUCCCGAGCCUCAUCACUGUGCUGAUAAAUGCGUCCAUCGCCAUGGAGAGAAUAGAGGACUUUAUGGCCGAGCCCGAUAAAGAGAAGAAAGACCGCCUUGAUACCGAACCAGCUCCGAUUCAGCUGGAAUACUGUUCUUUCGCUUGGCCUGGAAGAGAAUUGCCAGUGCUUCACGAGAUCGAUUUGAAGACACCCCAGGGACUGACUGUUGUGUACGGCAAAGUAGGAGCUGGCAAGACAGCUCUACUCCAAGCUUUGCUGGGCGAGUUGGACAGACUUGGUGGGACUCCGCACGUACCAAAUGAGAUGAUUGGCUAUUGUGCCCAAACUCCAUGGCUACAGAGUAUGAGUAUCCGAGACAACAUCCUGUUCUCUUCGCCCUAUGAUGCGCAACGCUACAAGCGGGUUCUGGAUGCGUGCGCUUUGAUACCCGACCUGUCUAACUUCAAGCACGGUGAUUUGUCCUUUGUGGGAGAAAAUGGUAUUGGUCUCUCUGGUGGACAGAAGGCACGUGUGGCUCUUGCACGGGCAAUGUACAGCACGGCCAGAAUACUGUUUCUCGAUGACCCUUUGUCAGCUUUGGACCACAACACUGCAGAGGCAGUCGCCCGCAAAUGCUUCUCGGGUCCCUUGAUGCAGAACCGUACUAUUGUGCUCGUCACUCAUAGACUUCACUUGGUUCGACACAUCGCAGAUCAGAUCGUACUCAUACAGAAGGGCCGCGCGGUUAUCGAAGAUAAACAUGACCACUCGUCUAAUGCAAGUGGCCACUCCGAAGCGAGUUCAUCCGAUACAAGCGAGGGUGAAUCUGAAAGCGAAACAGCCCUUGCUGAAGAUACAGCAGCAGUGCCGACAAAGUUCAUCGAAGAAGAACAUCGAGCGGAAUGGGGCGUCAAGGCUAGAGUAUAUUGGAAAUAUAUCAAAGCCAGCAAAUACAGGUGGUGGAUUACGCUCAUUGUCGUGCUAGCAGUAUACCGGUUCACAUCAGUAGGACAAUCCUGGUUUCUCAAGGAGUGGGGAGAGGCCUACAAUGAAACGCUUCUACUUUUCGGAUACUCGGGUUUGAACAAGAAAUCCUUUGCAGGCAACUCGAUAACACCAUCGGCCAUGGUGAACUUGGUCAACUGGAAACCUACCAAUCCUCUUGAUGAAUUCCCGGCACCAGUUGAAGACGUCCGUCCUUGGCUGCUAGCAUUCUUUGCCAUCACGACGUUCCAGUCAGUAGUACUUUUGAUUGCACAGCUGGUGAUGCUUGUCAUGGUCUACAGCGCAGGGAAAACGCUCUUCCAGGCAGUCAUGGUGCGAGUGAGCCAUGCUACCUUUCGGUUCUUCGACGUCACACCUAUCGGUCGACUGAUGAAUCGACUGACCUCUGACAUUGGCGUCGUGGAUGGAAACAUCAGUGAGCAAUUCCAAAUGAUCGCAUUCCAGGCUAUCACUUGGAUCUCUUCUAUCGUUGUCAUAGCGUCGGUGACGCCAACCUUUCUCGGCUUUUCUCUAAUCUUAACGGCAGCAUUCAUCGCGGUUUUUCUGCGUUUCCUCCCAACAUCGCAGAGCCUACGGAGAUUGGAAAUGGUGUCAUUAAGCCCCUUGAUAUCUAACUUUGGCGAACUGCUUCAUGGCCUGACCACCGUUCGCGCAUUUCAUGCAGAAGGGCGCUUCCAGGAUCGAGUCAUCGCAGUCGUGGAUAAGUUUCAAGGGAUGGACCAUUUCUACUGGUCUCUCCAAAGCUGGCUAAUGUAUCGGUUCGAAAGCCUCUCUGCAUUCUCAACCUUCUGCCUCACUGUGCUGGCCUUGUACACGAGCGUGUCCCCAGGUCUAGCCGCGUUUGUGCUUGUAGCAGCCAACAACUUCGUCGCAUCCACCCACGCCCUCUGCAAACAGUAUGGCCAGCUACAGAUGGACUUUGUCUCAGUCGAGAGGGUGGACGAGUUACUCCACGUGGAACAAGAGACUCCAGGAACCAUACUUCCCCCUGCAUCAUGGCCCAAGUUCGGCCGGGACAUCGUAUUCGAAGACGUGACCAUCCGAUACGCCCCUCACCUGGACCCAUCGCUCAAGAACGUCUCUCUACGCAUACCAGGAGGCUCUACAACCGCCAUCAUCGGCAGAACCGGGAGCGGAAAGUCCACUCUGGCCGUCUCACUACUAAGCGUCAUUCGACCCGACUCGGGACGCAUCCUAAUCGACAACCUGGACAUUGCACAAGUCAACAUACAAGCUCUUCGCACCCGGGUUACAUUCGUCGCACAAGACCCGGUCCUCUUUCCCGGUACCAUCCGCCUUAAUCUCGACCCAACAGGAGAGUACUCAGAUACCGAGUGCGCAGAUGUGUUGAAACGAAUCUGCAGCCGACACGGCUGGAGUCUGGAAACGCAUGUUGAAGCAGGCGGACGGAACCUGAGUCAGGGUGAGCGCCAGUUGAUUGGUCUUGCCAGAGCUGUGCUGCGUCGCAGCUCGAUUGUCAUUCUGGACGAGGCCACUGCCUCAAUUGACCAUGAAAGUUCGCUUGAGAUCCAACAAGUCCUGCGAGAGGAGAUGAGGGAAUCGACCGUGAUCACUAUCGCACAUCGAUUGGAAGCCAUCAAAGACGCAGAUUACUACAUCAUGUUGGACCAGGGGGGCGUGUCCAAGCAGGGCUUCGUGAAGGAUAUGUGA